UAUCUUGUUCUUUGUCAGUCAAUAACAUUGAAGAAGUUGUGAUUUUAUGGCUUUUGAACAUAAUCAUCGAAAAAAUUUGACCUGCUGAUUGUUUUGUGAAUUCCAGCUAUCUUUAACAUUCAUUUGAAGAUAGUGAAGGAAAACUCCCGUCUCUAAAGUUUCAAUCGCUUUCUGGAUAAUCGUGAUUCAAUUAUAGACAGACUGGAAGAACCUAGUUCGGCCAUUUUGUCUGACCGGCUGUACUGCUUUUAUGAGAAAAACAAGAAAUCGAAAUUUGGAAAAAGCUUCAAGACGGUUUUGCGGACCGUUCACGUAUAGACCUUAAUCAAGAUUUUUUUUGUUCCACAACAAGCUUGUUUUGCAUGUUUCCUGAAUUAGAUACGAUGGUUCAUUGCAGUCUGUAAAAAUAAAAAAAAAAUUGUAAAAUGACCUACGAUACCGGCGGUCGUCCGCUAGACCCACCGGAAAAACAAAAUGAUUCUCCAUCUACUCAUGAUACGCAGCAAAUUAAAUCAAACGUUGAGGAAUUAUUGGCCACCUUCCCAGAGGAAAAACUUGCAUCGCUUAACAUCAAAAUUUCUAGUUCACGUUGGGUUGUACCAGUGUUACCUAAUCAAGAGCUGGAAUGUCUGUUAAAUGCCGCUAUCAAGCUCUCUCAGGCUGGGAUCGACAGCGAAUGCGAAUCUUGUGUGAAAUUCUAUCGAGAAGGCCUUACAACUUCGUUCAUCAAAAUCCUCACAGACGAGGCGGUCUCAUCGUGGAAAUACAACAUCCACCAUUGCAUUUUAAUAUCAUGUAGCAAGCUAUUACACUUGAUAGCAUUGCACAUGAGACAUGAUAACCAGUACCUAUUAAAUUUGUUGGCAGUGGUUCUUGAUCCUGAAAACAAAUUCCACACUCAAAAUGCAUCACGUCAACAUGAGCUUCACUCGCUGGGUGAAUCUACAGAGCCACUUCAGGAUAAUCAGGUUUUCGCAAGUUCGCCCCCGGAACCAAAGAAUCCGCGAGGUUGGUUGGUAGAUUUGCUGAAUCGAUUUGGAGAGCACAAAGGGUUCGAUAAUUUAUUGGAACGCAUAGAUGCCGGAAUUAGGGGUUUUCGAAAGCAGCGCGAGCUUAAAAUAGCAAACAAAACACAACAGCGGAAUUCUUUGAAUGAUUCUGUUCGAUCGAAGACAGCUAACGUAGUCAAUUCGGAUAGCACCGUACCAGAUGAUCAAGAUGAAUUGACACUCGCCGCAUUGCAUACAAUACUACGUCCCUUCGGACAGUGUGCUGAAUUGCUAACAACAUCAACUAUCGAAACGUAUUUCAUGCCAAUAUGGGAGAUUGUUCUAGAAAUUCUAGAAACUUUGUCCGACGAUGAACUCAAACGCGAAGCUAAAUUUGAAGGAAAAAAUGAUGUUAUCAGUGGCAUUGUGAAAUAUACCCGUGCCUUGAUCAAUCGCGUUCCAAACCAGGAGAAUCUUUUGCGUGAUUUGGAGAUGUGUCGUUUAAGAAUAAUAUUACGAGUGUUGCAGAUUUCUAGCUUCAAUGGCAAAAUGAACGCGUUGAAUGAAAUCAAUAAGGUUUUAGGUUAUGUUUCAUAUUACCCACAUCGUCAAAUGACCGAAGAUGAAAUGGACGUUCUUAAUGCGGAAAAAAUGGCGAAAUGGAUAAGAGAAAACAAUGUGCUUGGUAUAGUACUACGUGAUUCACUGCAUCAACCACAGUACGUAGAAAAACUCGAAAAAAUUCUUCGAUUCCUCAUCAAAGAAAAAUCACUCACAUUCGAUGAUCUGGACGCUGUGUGGCGAGCUCAAGCAGGGAAACAUGAGGCGAUAGUGAAAAAUGUCCACGACCUUCUAGCCAAACUCGCAUGGGAUUUCAAUGCAGAACAGUUAGAUCACCUAUUCAAAUGCUUUCAAGCGAGUAUGAAAACUGCGAACAAAAAACAACGAGAGCGAUUAUUGGAACUGAACAGACGAUUAGCCGAGGAUGAUAAGAAUGGUGUGAUGGCACAAAAAGUUCUCAAAUUAUUUUGGACACUAGCCCACAGUCCAGAUGUACCUCCUGAAGUACUUGACCAAGCGUUGGCUUCACACGUAAAAAUUUUGGAUUACAGUUGUUCACAGGAGAGGGAUGCCCAGAAAACUAUGUGGUUGGACAAGUGUGUAGAUGAGUUGAAAGCUGGCGACGAAUGGGCUUUGCCUGCCUUACGCCUAAUCCGUGAGAUAUGUACGCUUUAUGAAACAACAGCAAAUCAUACACCGAGAGUUCACCAAACAUUAACUAGACAACAAGUCAUCGAUAGGCUUCAAAAUGAACAUACGCUUGUUAUUCAAGUAACUAGUAGUUUGACCAAAUACAUGGAUAGAGUGCGAGCACAGAUCAAGCAGAAUCCAACAUUAAAUCCUCUGAAUUUACUUUUGGAUAAGCGGUAUCCACACCCGCAACAAAUACAGGAAAGACUUGAGUUUUUGAAAUUUUUGUUGAAGGAUGGUCAGCUGUGGCUGUGUGCGGAGCAGGCAAAGGAAAUAUGGCAGUGUUUGGCAGUGAAUGCAGCUUUUCCUAGUGAUCGCGAAGAAUGCUUCCGUUGGUUCGGGAAGCUAAUGGGCGAUGAGCCAGAUCUCGAUCCUGGCAUUAACAAAGAUUUUUUCGAGAACAAUCUGCUGAAGUUAGAUCCAGUGCUUCUUACUGAGAGCGGAAUAAAGUGUUUUGAACGUUUUUUUAAAGCGGUAAAUUCAAAAGAAGAACGCUUGAAAGGUAAACAACGUGGCUACGUGCUUGAUAAUGAAGAUCUGAUAGGUAAAGACUAUCUCUGGCGCGUGAUCACCGAUGCUGGUGAAGAUAUCGCCUGUAAAGCAAUAGAUUUGCUGAUAGAAGUGUCAACUGCCCUAGGGCCAAGACUACAAGCAAACUUGCCAGAAUUUCAUGAAAAAUUCAUCGGAGAGUGCUGUGAUAGAAUGCAAAAUUAUUACGCGAUGUUGACCGAUUUGAUCGAUGAGAAUACUAAAAUAUUAGAUGACGUCACUGGACGACUACAAAUAGCAGAAAAGAUGUGUCGAGUAGUGAAAACGCUUCAAGAGUAUAUCAAAGAAUGUGAUAGAAACUAUACAGGGGAAAGAUUAUUGCUGCCUCUGGGUCGCGCGUCGCGAGGAAAGCAUAUGAAUCUAUACAUACGUUUCCAAAAUCCAGGACGCCAGCUAGAAGAUUUGGAAGUGCUCACACAUAACAAUGAGACAAUAUUCUCUUUCAAGCGAAAUCUGCUAAAGAAAAUAAAGGCCACAACGAAUAGUCUAAAAAUAGAUCUAUUCAAUUGCAAUGGAGAACUUAUUGAAAUAAUCGAUGAUCGACACCCGUUAUCAAGUUACAACAUUCGAGACAAAACGCUUGUCACAGUUAAACUGACGCCAAGUGGGUCGGGAAUAGCCAGCUCUCCAGACAGCUCUAGCGAUAGCAGUUCUGGUUCUCCACCUAGACCGUGUCCUGACAUGCUUAGAUCAGAUUCUGAGGACAUGUUACCUGGAGUGAUUAUUUCGCAAAGGCCAAUCUACAUUGAAUUUUUCCUCAAAAUUUAUCAACUAGGCAGCAAUCUCCAACACGGAUUAUUACGAGACAGUUGUGGAUCUCUACUGCAUUUAUUGCCUUCAGAUAAUAUGACAGUGGCAAACCUUCAGGCACUAUGCAAUUUCAAUAACUUUGAUCUGUCUGACAAUUCGUUUCUUGGGAAUAAUACAGUUUCACGUAAUCCCGAGUCCCUCUUUAUUGAUCCUAGCCCGUCGCGUGUGCUGUAUAAUUUGGAAGUUCUCCAUGCGAUGCUCAUACCUGCAUUGGACCCUGGCAAUGAAGCAACGCUACAUUUACAAUCUUGUUGGUUACGUUGCGGUGCAGCCAACUUCAUUCUGGAUUUACUGACAAAAAAUAAUUUCCUACCAACAGCUGACAUGCACACGAAACGCGCUGCGUUCCAUUGUGCACUAAAAUUGGUGAAAUUCUUCUUGUACAUAGUUGGUUGUAUUCUGAGCAAAGUGGGAAACGAUCCUUACAAUUUCCAUUCCGACACCGAGCGUUCUCAAAUUGAAAUCCUCGAGCAGGCCAUUCAAGCAAUAUCUGGCAAUUCAGAGUUGACUGUCAGAUCCAUGGCAAUGAAAUUAGCGCAAAUUAUUUCCGAAGAGAUGUUAUCAGCUGGUGCUGAGGGCGAAAGAUGCCGUAAUUUGUUUCAGUCAGCACUGCAGUGGAGUUUGCCAGACAUGCCAACUAUAAAAGCGAUUUUGAAUUUAGCAUGGGCCGCAUCAGGUAAUAAUUUGCAGUGUAUCGGUUCAACGAUUGAUUUUAGUCAAAAUAUAACUGUCCCUGAGAUAGCAGACUACGCAGUCUGUAAAGAGGCACUAGAAGUACUCGGCAUUGCACUUGUUUUACACUAUAAUGCUUACGAUACACUCAGUCGAGAUAAUGCUUGGGCGAGCUUCAUCAAAUCGUUAGUUCUAAUCAAUCCUUCACGUCACAUACGGCAGACAGCAUAUGAGCAGCUUUUUCUAAUGAGCACUUAUUGUGCUACCGAUCGUCGUCCAUUUCUGUUCAUUGUAAAUUUACUGGUCAAUCUGUUGCACACGGAAGUUCCACAACAUCAGCAGACAUGUGCUGACUAUUUUCAACUGUUCUGCCGUAUACUAAACUAUGGAUGCUCGUACAAUUGGCCGUUGACAAAAUGCGAAAAUUUGUUGACACAGGAAAUCGAAUGGUUGCGAGCAGUUCGGGAUAGCGUGAAGACAACUGGCGGCAUUCAGAUACAUGAUGAUCUCCUGGAAGGGCAUUUAUGUCUAACUAAAGAGUUGAUUUGUUACCUCAGUCCAGAGAUCAAGUCGCUUCGAGCAGAUCUUAUUACGGAGUUAACAGACGAUUAUCUGUUCAGUGCUUCACGUCAGUACUUACAUUUACGUCGCAACGGAGAAAUGCUGAACAUCAACGCUCCACCACCAGUUUGUCGUAAUUCGCACACAAUAACUGCAGCAUGUGAUUUACUGGUUGCCUUAUGUCAGAAUUCUGUGGAGAAUAUGAAAAUUUUGGUGAACACAUUGUUGAAUAUGUUUUGCACAGACAUCGAGCCACUACGUGAAUGGGAAUACUUGCCACCUGUUGGACCUCGACCGCCGCAGGGUUUUUGUGGUUUGAAAAACGCUGGUGCUACAUGUUAUAUGAAUUCGGUUCUACAACAGCUUUUCAUGGUGCCAUCGCUGCGUUUAGGUAUACUAUCAGCACGAGGAGCAGCCACCGAUCCCAACGAAGACUUUAGUGGGGAACCAGAUGUAUGUGCUAACGAUGUAUCAUUUUCAACUAGAUUAAUAAUAACCGAUUUUCAGUCCGUUCAAGAAUGUGAUGAAUCGAAUCGGAAAAAUUACCAUGUGGGGAUUUUGAAAUAUGUUCAAGCCAUAUUCGCUCACCUCGGUCACAGUGCAUUGCAAUAUUAUACGCCACGUGGAUUGUGGAGUCAUUUCAAACUUCAAGGAGAGCCAGUUAAUUUACGAGAGCAGCAAGAUGCGGUUGAAUUCUUCAUGUCGCUUUUCGAGAGCCUAGACGAAGGACUUAAAUCGCUCGGCUAUCCUCAGCUGAUGGGUGCAACGUUGGGUGGAUGUUUCAGUGAUCAGAAGAUAUGUCAAGACUGCCCGCAUCGUUAUAGCAAAGACGAACCGUUUAGUGUUUUCAGUGUAGAUAUUAGGAACCAUAGUUCGCUUACAGAUUCCUUAGAACAGUAUGUUAAAGGGGAAAUUUUAGAAGGCGCGGAUGCUUACCAUUGUGAUAAAUGUGAUAAGAAGGUGGUGACCGUUAAACGGUUGUGUGUGCGAAAGCUGCCACCUAUUCUAGCUAUUCAACUUAAACGGUUUGAGUAUGACUAUGAGAGAGUGUGUGCGAUAAAAUUUAACGAUUACUUUGAGUUCCCUCGCUGGUUGGAUAUGGAACCUUACACAGUAUCUGGUUUGGCAAAAAUAGAAGGUGAAGUGAUAGACGUUGAUGACAAAUCCGAUCAAUGCACUGAAACACGUUAUCAACUAACAGGAAUUGUUGUACAUAGCGGGCAAGCGUCUGGUGGCCAUUAUUUCAGCUACAUACUCCACAGAACACCUAGCGGAUUGGAAAAAUGGUAUAAAUUCGACGAUGGGGAAGUACUUGAGUGCAAAAUGAACGAGGAUGAUGAAUUGAAGGCACAGUGUUUCGGAGGCGAUUACAUGGGAGAAGUGUAUGAUAAUAAUCUUAAAAGGAUGCAAUAUAGACGCCAGAAAAGAUGGUGGAAUGCGUAUAUGCUGUUUUAUACCCGGUGUGAUCAUGCAAAUAUAACGUACACAAACUGUAUAGAGCAACUUUCGUUGGCAGAGAGUAAAUAUUGCAUAUUGCCAAUGCCGGCUCCCAUAGAAAAAAGUGUGAGAACUCAAAACAUUCGAUUUCUCCAUGCGAAAAGUUUGUUUUCGGUGGAAUUUUUUACGUUUGUUAAAAAGCUAGUUAGUCUACCGCAACUCCAGGGAACCGAAAAGAUAGAUAAACUGCUACCAGUAGCAGAAGAGUUGUCGUUGCAAAGUAUGCAACUAGUAUCGCAGUUUCUUUUUCAUUCGGGAUAUAGAACGAAAAAAACUGUACGUGGCGUUGCGAAUGAUUGGUACGAAACACUUUGUCAGCACAUUCGAACAUCGGCUGCAGUUAGGCAUUGGUUUGCUGCCAAUGUGUUGUUGAGUCCUCCAACAAGGCUAUGCGAGUAUAUCUUAGCGGCACCUUCUCCAGAAAUUCGAUCCACUUUCGGAAAACUAGUCGUAUUCUUUUGUCACUGUGCCGCCAAUGAUGAACCGCUUCUCGGCUACGAAGGGAACAAUCUUUGUGAACAAGUUCUGAUUGCGGUACUAUCUAUGUUGAAAGAAGAAGUUGCUGAUUACGGAAAGCACUUACCACAAUACUUCAAUCUGUUUAGCCUAUAUGCCGGUUUGGGGCUUCAUGAGAAGCAACAGCUGAUUAAGCUUAACGUUCCUGCCAUUUUCAUGAAAGUAGCAUUAGAUGAAGGCCCGGGACCGCAGAUUAAAUAUCAGUAUCCUGAUCUGAGCAAACUGCAUCAAGUAGUUUCGCAUUUAAUUCGUUCUUGUGACGUAUCCAACCGAUGUCAGAGUUCGAAUGGUGCCGUAGCUGUGAAACCAAAUAUUUUUAUUGACCAGCACAUAACGUAUGAUACGUUAAUGCCUCUUUCAUCCGAGUGUGCCGAAUAUCUUUUCAAUAGAGUUAGCUAUAUUAAACGUUUAAUCGAGGACACGAAUAUUGGUGAGGAAGGUGUGAAAUUAUUACAGUAUUGUACUUGGGAAAAUCCCCAUUUUUCGCGGGCCCUACUAGCGGAACUAUUGUGGCAUUGUGGAUAUGCAUAUUGGCACGAUAUGAGGCAUCACACCGAGCUGCUGCUCCAACUAUUGCUAAUUGAGGAUUCAUGGCAAAACCAUAGAAUACAUAAUGCUAUUCUCGGCAUUUCGGAUGAUCGAGAAGGCCUCUUAGAUAUCAUUCAACGCAAUAAAGUUAAUUACCAAAAAAGGGCAUACCAGUGUAUAAAGUGCUUAGUGCAACUGUUCAGUCGAAGUCGUGUUGCUCUGAAUUUGCUUCACAGUACUCGGACCCUCGGACGUCAAUGGACACUCGCUGUAGAGUGGUUGCAAGAUGAACUAGACAGGCACAGAGGUUCUGGUGGGCAGUAUAACUAUAAUUCAUGGUCCCCUCCAGCACAAAGUAACGAUAACACGAACAGUUUCGUGCUAGAGAGAUCACAAUCUGCUAAAAAUGUGCUGCAAAUGGCAUUUGAACUUUGUCCGGAAGAAGAUCAAGAGGACCCACAGGAACAAGAAAUUGAAAAAAGUGCUGAAAACUAUCAAGCAGCACCAAUAAACACGAAUGAAACAACGAAGCUCGCAUGUCUACAUAAUGAGCCAAAAAUGAAUACACUUCAAGAAGAAAAACAAAAUUGUAGUCCAUCUUCUAUUGCUAACGUUGAUAACAUAAUGUCAAAAGUCAAUAUUCAUGCAGAAGUGGAAUACGAGACAACAUCUAGUGAAUUAACGACAACUGUUCAAAACGUGAUCUCUACCAAGAAAACUCCCGGAAGCAUAACAGAGAAUGAUUCUACGAUGAUUCCAUCCGAUGAUAAAGUUUCAGCAGAGCUUAAUCUUCAGAUAACAAGUCAACUUCAACAUACAUCUCCUCCGACUACUGGCACAACAGCUAACAGUUCACUAACUACAAGUACGGAAUAACCGAAAAGGAAAUGCUUGGAAUCUUCAUUAUUUUUCUUUGUUCAUAUUACUAUUAAUCUUAACUACCUACGUUUUCAAUCUAAGAGGAAAAUAAGAACAAGAGAAUUUUGUAUAUUAUUAUUUAUAAAAAUUAUUUAAAUUCGAAAACCAAAAAUACAGAUAAUAUUAUUGUAA
This is a messenger RNA of Toxorhynchites rutilus septentrionalis, 8423 nucleotides long. It is a transcript of the gene faf, whose product is annotated as probable ubiquitin carboxyl-terminal hydrolase FAF. Gene Ontology annotation, biological process: cell migration; protein deubiquitination. Gene Ontology annotation, molecular function: cysteine-type endopeptidase activity; cysteine-type deubiquitinase activity. NCBI's taxonomy places the organism in Eukaryota, Metazoa, Arthropoda, Insecta, Diptera, Culicidae. The transcript is spliced from 18 exons. Gene Ontology annotation, cellular component: nucleus; cytosol. The record is from RefSeq and is a predicted model, not a curated record. The coding region runs from base 426 to 8249 and encodes 2607 amino acids.